Molecule: messenger RNA, 11678 nt
Organism: Coregonus sp. 'balchen'
Lineage: Eukaryota; Metazoa; Chordata; Actinopteri; Salmoniformes; Salmonidae
Source: the annotation of a GenBank genome assembly
AUGGAGUACACCUCUUCCCCGAAGCCACAGCUCUCCUCCAGGGCAAACGCGUUCUCGAUAGCCGCUCUCAUGUCAAGUGGAAAAACGAAGGACAAGGAAACCGAUGAAAACACCAUCAAGCCACUUGGUAAGCAGAUCGCGCCCCCAUUUCACGGGGUCCACUGGCAGUGCCUUACAUAGAAUUCACAUUUUCAAUAUAACCUACAAUCGAGCGUGAUAGCUUUCUUGGCAAUAUUGUUUGUUAGAUUGUUGAAAUCAAUCUUGACUUCGAUUAUGCUAUGGCGAAAGAAAGGGUUGUCUAUAGGUAUAGGCCUACUUCUAUAGCCAUAAUGUUCAAUGGGCCUAUUGGAAAAUAACUGAGACCUUAAUUUAAGAUGCCACACAUGACAUGAUGGUAGGCCUAUGUUUUUAUAACCUUUCACAAAAUAUUGGGCCAAAAAUCAGGCAGUGUAUAACCCCGUUCAUAGACUGUCAGCAAAAGUUUCAGUUUCAAGUUUUAUUAGUCAUAUGUAGGGGAUGUGCAUGGCAUGCGUAUCCCGUACAUACGACUAAUAAAACUUGAAACUGAAACUUUUGCUGAAUAUAUAUAUAUAUAUAUAUACAUCGUCCAACGAAAUGCUUACUUGCAGGUUCCUUCUCGACAAUGCAACAACAAUAAGAAAUAAAAGAUACGAACAUAAAGCAAUAUUGCAUGAGCAUAAAACAGUAUUGAUGGAUUUUACACAUGUAGGCCUACAAACAUAUGUAUUCAGUAGGCCUAUGGUUCACUGAAAAGGCUCUGAAAGAACCGAUUGUCUCCAGUGUCAACAAAAAGUGUAUGGGCUAAUGAAACAGAGAUAUCAACAUUUCUCUAUCCAGAAAUGUCAUGCUGUGUUGGCUGUAGUGGUGCUUGCUAAUAAUUGCUAACAUGUUACUGAAUAUUUGAUUCAAUCAAGUUUACUUUUCAAUUUAUCCAAGAAAAAGGUCAAAUCAAACGUUUUUGUCAGAUAAAUAUUAGCAUUCAGUGAAUAGAUGGAGACAUGGGUUAGUUGACUAGACCUGUAUGCAAUUACUGACAGGGAAAUAUAACACGGACAUUGCUGUUACCCAGAACUAUAUCAUCGUGAGAAAAAAAUGUUUGUUUUGAAUUUAACUGAAUAUCUCUUCGAAAUAGCGUGGCCAUUUGUAGCCUACUGAAAUAACCAAUAUGUUGUUUUUGUGAUUCAGUUGCACUUUUGACAUUUGUAGUAGGCAAAUGUAAUGUCGUUCAAUGGAAAGCAAAUAGAAAAAAACAUUAAUCUUACUUUUAAUAUAUAUUCUUGCAUUUGUCAAAUACCCUUGGGCCUACAUGUUUUGAUAAUGUUUUUAAUUAUUUGAAUACAAUACAUUGUAUUGGAAUUUAUAUAUCUAUAGGCUACUAGGCUAGUUGUGUUUAAUUGAUACAAUAAUUCGUUCGACUACUUUCUAAAGCUAAAUAAUAAUAAUAAUCAAUUUAUGACAUUUUUGAAACAAUGAGUUUUUACAUUUCUUUAAACGUCUAUUAGGCUACUUGUAUUAUAUAUAUAUAUAUGUUUUGGCUGGUGUAAAAAUAAACGAAUGAAACCAGCAUUUGAACAUGGUGGUUUUUCAUCCAUAGAACAAUUCGUGGAGAAGUCCUCCUGUAACCAGGGUUUGGGAGAGCUGGCUUCUCUAGAUGCUCACGGAGAUUUCAGCGGGAGCGCGCCUGCAGUGUGCACGGAGCCGCUCAUCCCCACCACCCCCAGUGUGCCCAGCGAGGAAAUGGCCAAAAUCUCCUGCAGUUUAGAGACCAAGGAACUCUGGGACAAGUUCCAUGAUCUCGGCACCGAGAUGAUCAUCACAAAAUCCGGAAGGUAAACUUCAAUUUCUCACUGCAAAAACAAAAAGUGUUACAUGUUAUAUUCUGUGGGUCCUAUAUUAUCGACACCACGUAGGCCUAUUUUGUUUUGUAUUUUCAGGCUCAAGUUGAUUUAUUUAUUUUUUUGGGGGGGGGGGGGGGGGGUGUAGCCCAUAAUAAGACUAAUUUCGGCAGUUAUUUCAGUUUUUAUAUAUAUAUAUAUAUAUAUGUAAACUGUGCGAUAAAUAUAAGCCACUACAAAUGAAGCUGGGUUAAAUAUUAGGCUACCUCUGUGUCCUUAUCACAUUAUUUAAAAUGUAUUCAUAAAUAAGCGCUCAUUUUUACCCUACAAGCUCUGUAGGUGAAUAUUGGGUAGUGAUGUAUUUAAAGGCCUGGUGUGUGAUAAAACGGAUUUACAUGGACAUGCAAGCGCAUGGAUAACAUUUCUGUUUUUGUAUAUAUGUAAACUGUGCGAUAAUUGCACCACAAAUUAUUGUAGCGCAUCUGCCAUGUGUGGAAAUGUUUAUAGCCUAAGGGUAAUUAUGUAAUCGAUUUACAACUCUAAAUGUUGAGAAAUAAAAACAUAUUUAUGUAAAUAUUAACAUAAUUUAAGCAAAAUACUUUUCCUCGAAAAACGUCAUGCUGUUCUAAAGAUAUUGCAGGCAAAUAUUCUCCCUGCCAUGAAUAUUUAUUAAAAAAGAUAUAGGGAAUAUGCCUCACGCUAAAAACAUGUUUCAUCAAAUAGCCUACAGAUAAAGGAAACACGUAAACCUCAUACAAAACGGGAGCUAUUGAGAAUGAUUUAUGGACGAAGGAAUUCAGUGAAAUAUGACUCUCAUCAUCUUAUAUUUUACUUGGAGCCUAGGUUUGAGUAAAUAUUUAUCUCUCAACGAAAAUAGUUGGCGUGGGUUUGUGUAGUCGUUGCGUUUACCGUCUCUCUUCCCCUCCAACAGAAGAAUGUUCCCCACCAUCCGUGUGUCCUUCUCCGGGGUGGACCCGGACGCCAAAUAUAUCGUGCUGAUGGACAUUGUUCCCGUCGACAACAAACGCUACCGAUACGCCUACCACAGGUCGUCCUGGCUCGUGGCGGGCAAGGCGGACCCUCCUCUGCCUGCACGGUUGGUUACUUUUUUUACACUCGUCUCUCUCAUCACUGCGAGGCUUUUACGCACGAGUCGUUCAUGUCAAAAUCAUUCACAAAAUGGUAUGUGGUAUGUAGCCAAUGAGGCUAAUUAUUGUUAUAUGGAUAGCAAAUACAUUAUAUUAUAGGUCUUAGAUAACUACAUUUGGGAAGUAUUUUUUUAACUUGACUGACAACGGUCUGCAUUGGGACAAAUCCGCCCUUUUGAUUUUGAAUAGCAUGAUAAUACGUUUUUCUGUGUUUGCAUAGGUCUUUUCAAUUAUCUUGUGUAUUUUAAUAUACAUAUUGUAUUUAUAUUGCAGGUUAUACGUGCACCCUGACUCUCCUUUCACUGGGGAACAGCUGCUCAAACAAAUGGUUUCUUUCGAGAAAGUAAAGCUCACCAACAACGAACUGGACCAACAUGGACACGUAUGUUAUUGAUUUGUUAUUGGUAUUGAAACAUUGAAGCAUAUUCAUGUUAUUUCUCACAUUAACUGAAAUGUUAAAUCAUUAGAACUAUAGUCUAUAAAAGCUGUAUAGCCUAACCCGAGAUAAGCCCAUAUGGGCUAUCCUCGUCGUAUAACUGAUCAUUAAAUACCAAAGGACUUGUGGAGAGUUUCCCCAUGCAGUCAAUAUUGGAAUUAUUAUUAUUAUCUCAAAGUGUAAACAAUAUUGACAAAUUAAAAUGAUAAUUUGGGGGAUAUUUCUAAAAGAAGUAGGGCAAUUAUUUGUGUUUAGAUGGGAUUAUAAUGGAUUUAAAUAAAUAAACAUACUUGCAGGUGAUUUAUGAAAUAAUUGCUCAGUAAACUUUCCAUAAAAUCUCGUGGAAGUUUCCCAUGGGAAAUUUGUUUUUUCCAAAUCUCUUUCACAUGUCAUUGGGAAAUUAAAUGUUCUCAACUGUAAAUCAGAGACUUGUAACGUGUUGGAUUCAAAAUCCACAUGAUGCUUGGUUUCACCUGUGAAGAUCCAGUUACAUUUUAACAUUUAAAUUCAUAUUUUCUUUAUAUUCAAAUCAUAUUUUCUUUCCGUAAGGGAAAUUAAUACUGCCUACAUGUUUACGAGAAGCAGAAACAAGUGCUAAACUAUAGAACUAUAAGUAGAAACUAUGUGCAGAAACGAAAACAAUAAUGCAAUAUGUGUCCCAUGCAGCACCAUUCUUUUACAUUAUAAACACUAUUAGGCUAACAUCAUACUCUGAUUAGCCUACACCAUACCAAACCAACAGGUAGUGCGGAAAAACGUCUCCUUGAAUUUACGCACAAACACGUUUAAUUUCGAGGGCAUGUCCGUGGUAUUCGAUAUAUAAAAAGAGUAGGCCUAUAGGCGAGAGCAAUGGGAUAUGAUUACAACACCAGAUAGAUAUUUGCUAAACAAUGUGAAUGAUGUCAUGGGAUUUUGAUUUUCAUGACGCAAGUAAAGGCGGAUGUAGCUGAUUGGAUAGGAUAAAAAAAACGUUUUUUUCUGUUGAUCAAAAAAAUAUCUCUAACGGUGACCGAUAUGUAAUUUAAGAGAGAUUUAUGCAAGCUUUUAACCCCACCAAUAAUUGGCAUUCAAAUAUAAUCAUUUUCGAAAACCUUGAAAGUGAAUGUCGUUUUGUAGACUAGUCAUGUGAAAUUGCAUUGACAUAAAGACACAUCAGGUUAUAGUGCACCUGGCAGCUUUUAACAGGCAUCUUUCAACAGCUCACUCUGUUUCAUCAUUCUCAGGAACAAUAAUUCUGUCUUGAGAUAAGCUUGCAUAUUUCAAACAACAAUUCGUUUUUUAUUCCCAUUGCUUCCUAUACAUGCAGAAGUUUAAGUUGAGAUGUGUCAAUUGUGAGGAUUUUAGCUGAAUGUUGAUAAAGGCAGGCAGGAACUCUUAGUUCUUAGGACACCAUACCACACCACAUCGCUUUUGCCCAGUCCAGUCUCACAUAUGCUGUAUGAAUCUGAAUCAUAUUAAUCUGAACCAGAGUAUAGCAGGCUAAUUCCCCACAGCCACACAUUAUAACAUUCUUGCUGAGCCACUGUAUAGGCUAUGGAGUCAGAUAAAGGAGAAAUGUUCUUCAUCAAAUCAAAUUGUAUUUGUCACAUGCUUCGUAAACAGCAGGUGUAGACUAACAGUGAAAAGCUUACUUACGGGUCCUUUUCCAACAAUGCAGAGUUAAAGAUAAAGAUAACAACUAUAAAAUAAAAAUAGAAAUAGUGACAUGAGGAAUACUGUAAAUACACAGUGAAUAACGAAUGACAAUAACUAGUAAAAAUAACAUGGCUAUAUACAGGAAGUAACAGUACUGAGUCGAUGUGCAGUGGAUGUGCAGGGGUAGGAGGUAAUUGAGGUAGCUAUGUAGAUAUAUAGUGCAUUCGGAAAGUAUUCAGACCCCUUCACUUUUUCCACAUUUUGGUAGGUUACAUCCUUAUUCUGAAUUUUUUAAAUAUUUUUUUUAUAAUCCUCAUCAAUCUAUGCACAAUACCCCAUAAUGACAAAGCAAAAAGAGGCUUUCUGAAUUUUUGCAAAUUUAUUCAAAUUCAAAAACAGAAAUAUCACAUUUACAUAAGUAUUCAGACCCUUUAAUCAGUACUCUGUUGAAGCACCUUUGGCAGCGAUUACAGCCUCAAGUCUUCUUGGGUAAGACGCUACAAGCUUGGCACACCUGUAUUCUUCCUCUGCAGAUCCUCUCAAGCUCUGUCAGGUUGGAUGGGGAGCGUUGCUGUUCGAACAGGUUCAAGUCCGGGCUCUGGCUGGGCCACUCAAGGACAUUCAGAGACUUGUCCCGAAGGCCACUCCUGCGUUGUCUUGUGCUAUCCUCAUCGUUGAAAGGUGAACCUUCACCCCAGUCUGAGGUCCUGAGCGCUCUGGAGCAGGUUUUCAUCAAAGAUCUCUCUGUACUUUUCUCAGUUCAUCUUUCCCUCGAUCCUGACUAGUCUCCCAGUCCCUGCCGCUUAAAAACAUCCCUGAAAAACAUCCCCACAGCAUGAUGAUGCCACCUUCACCGUAGGGAUGGUGCCAGGUUUCCUUCAGACGUGAUGCUUUGCGUUCAGGCCAAAGAGUUCAAUCUUGGUUUCAUAAGACCAGAGAAUCUUGUUUCUCCUGGUCUGAGAGUCCUUUAGGUGCCUUUAGGCAAACUCCAAGCGGGCGGUCAUGUGCCUUUUACUAAGGAGUGGCUUCCGUCUUGCCACUCUACCAUAAAGGCCUGCUUGGUGGAGUGCUGCAUAGAUGGUUGUCCUUCUGGAAGGUUCUCCCAUCUCCACAGAGGAACUCUGGAGCUCUGUCAGAGAGACCAUUGGGUUCUUGGUCCCCUCACUGACCAAGGCCCUUCUCCCCCGAUUGCUCAGUUUGGCUGGGCGGCCAGCUCUAGGAAGAGUCUUGGUGGUUCCAAACUUCUUCCAUUUAAGAAUGAUAGAGGCCACUGUGUUCUUGGGGACCUUCAAUGCUGAAGAAAUGUUUUGGUACCCUUCCCCAGAUCUGUGCCUCGACACAAUUCUGUCUCGGAGCUUUACGGACAAUUCCUUCUACCUCAUGGCUUGGUUUUUGCUCUGUCAUGCACUGUCAACUGUGGGACCUUAUAUAGACAGGUGUGUGCCUUUCCAAAUCAUGUCUAAUCAAUUGAAUUUACCACAGGUGGACUCCAAUUAAGUUGUAGAAACAUCUCAAGGAUGAUCAAUGGAAACAGGAUUCACCUGAGUUCAAUUUUGAGUGUUAUAACAAAGGGUCUGAAUACUUAUGCAAAUAAGGCAUUUCUAUUUUUCAUUUGUUAUUAAUAAAAAUAAAAAAAAAAAUGUUUUAACUUUGUCAUUAUGGGUUAUUAUGUGUAGAUUGAUGAUGAUUUUUAUUUAUUUAAUCAAUUUUAGAAUAAGACUGUCACGUAACAAAACGUGGAAAAAGUCAAGGGGUCUUAAUACUUUCCGAAUGCACUGUAGGUAGGGGUAAAGUGACUAGGCAACAGGAUAUAUAAUAGACUGAGCUGCAGCGUAUGUGGUGUGUGUGUGUGUGUGUGUGUGUGUGUGUGUGGCGUCAGUAUGCAUGUGUUUACAUGUUAUGUGUAUGUGGGCAUAUUUAGGGUGUGUACGUGUAUGUGUGUGUUGGAGUGUCAGUGGAAGUAUGCAUAAGUGUGUGGGUAGAGUCCUAGGCAGGUACUUCCUGUUUGAGUCUUUGCUUGUAAGCAGGAAGCAGGAGGAUAUAAUUAUGGUCUGAUUUGCAAAAGGGAGGGCGAGGGAGUGCCUUGUAUUCAUUUCUGUGUGUGGAAUAAAGGUGAUCUAAAGUUGUCACCUCUAGUUCCACAGUUGAUAUGCUGGUAAAAAUGUAAAACGUAUUUCAGUUUCCCUGCAUUAAAAUCACCGGCCACGAGAAACUCUACCUUUGAAUGUGCAUUUUCUUGUUUGAUUAUAGCCCUAUGCAGCUUGUUGAGUACUGUCUUAGAGCCAGCAUCGGUUUGUGGUGGUAAAUAGACAGCUACGAAAAAUAUAGAUGAAAGCUCUUUUGGUAAAUAGUAUGGUCUGCAGCUUAUCAUGAGGUAUACUAACUCAGGAGAGCAAAAACUUGAGACUUCCUUAACAUUAGAGAUUGCCCACCAGCUGUUGUUAACAAAGAGACACACCCCUCCUCCCUUCGUCUUACCUGAGUCUGCCAUCCGGUCUUGACGAUGCAUAGAAAAACCAGCGAGAUGUAUAUCCAUGUCCUCGUUCAGCCACGAUUCGGAGAAACAUAGGAUAUUACAGUUUCAGGUCCCGUUGAUAGGAUAGUCUCCAACAGAUCUCAUCCAGUUUGUUCUCCAGUGAUUGCAUGUUCGCCAAAAGAACAGAGGGCAAUGGCAGUCUAUUUGCUCGCCGACAGUCUCGUCAGGGUGCCGGUUCGCCUGCCUCUCUUUCGCCGCUGCUUCCUCUUUCGAUUCCAGGGGAUAAGGGCCUGGUCCAGAGUAAGCAAAACGUCCAGAGCUGCUGACUCGUUAAAGUAGACAUUUCUGUCCAGAUCGAGAUUAGUGAUAGCGGUUCUGAUGUCCAGAAGCUGUUUUCGGUCAUAGGAAGUGAUGUCGGAGACAUUAUUUACAAAAAAAGUUAAGAUCAGCGUAAACAAAACACACAAAAUAGCAGAAUUGGUCAGGAACCCGUAACACGGCUGCUAUCCACUGCAGCGCCAUCUUCACAGAAGAUCAAGAUCAAGCAGAACAGCUAAGAGCUGAGGAAAAUGUUUCUCAGACUCCGUAGUGUUAACAUGAUUAUCUUUUCACACUCCUCUCUACUGCCACCCCAGUCAUCCUCUCUCACUCUUUCUGCUUGCUCUAUCACUCUGCCUCUUCUAUCACAAUGCUCUCUCUUUCUACUUUCUGUCAUCUCUCUCCACAUCUCUCUCAUCUAUCUAACCCUGUGUUUUUCCCUCUCUGUGUCUCUAUAGAUCAUUCUAAACUCCAUGCAUAAGUACCAGCCGCGGGUCCACAUUAUCAAGAAGAAAGACCACACCGCCUCCCUUCUCAACCUUAAGUCAGAGGAGUUCCGCACCUUCGUCUUCACCGAGACUGUCUUUACGGCGGUCACAGCCUACCAGAACCAGCUGGUGAGCAGUACAUCACUACUCAACUGUUCUGUACCAGGGUCUUAUUUAUUAACGCACACAAUGGAAAACCAAAACAAGCGUUUUGUAUUUGACUACAGUUCAGGUACCGUUACUCCCUCUUUCAUUCUUCCGAAUGGUGCCUAGUGAACAUGACCCUGGGGUCACCAGGGAGGACGUGUUCUGUUGCUGGAUAGUGUUCAUGGGUAGAGACAAUACAGUAUGUUGAAUAUAGGGGGUUGUGUGGCUGGUUUACAGACAGCAUGCAUAGGGAGUGUGUUCAGCUCUGUCUAAAGCCAGUUCUGCCACCCAGGCCCUCCCUGACUCCCUUUGUGUGUUUAGUCUGGCUAUCCCAUGGAAAAAGAUAGAGAGAGCGAGACAGACAGAAAGGGAGAGGGAUAAGAGUCUGAGACAGAGAGAAAGGAGAAAAUGGCAUCUAAUCUGUUUGCGGGCCUCUUUCUUUCCAGAUAACCAAGCUGAAGAUCGACAGCAACCCGUUUGCGAAAGGCUUCCGAGACUCCUCCCGACUGACGGACAUGGAGAGGUACAGGGAAUUUUAUGUCCUUGCCUGUUUGUUUAUUUCUGUCCUGCGCGGAUAAGAUAAACAAGGGGAAUGGAACUGGGAGAGAGGGGUGAGCGUAGUCGUGUUAGGAGCUAGCUAUGGAGCUGUGUACACAGGCUACUCAUUAGCAAGUGCACAUGCCGGGUUGUUUAUUUAUUUCUGCUCAUUAGUAGUGUGUGUGUGGAGGGGGGGUAUGCAUGUGUGUGUGUGUGUGUGUGUGUGUGUAGUACAGUUUUGCAUACGUGUGUGUAUGUUACAGAGAAAUUAAGAGAAAAAGGAGGAGAGGGGACAUUGAAUUCGUUUUGCCACUAGAUAGAGGACUGUGUUACUGUAUAGUGUUGGUUUUUAUUUCAAUGCCAGUAAUUGUCUGAAAUUGUUGUUUCUAUAGAUAUCUUGUGGUUAUCUGAGUGACUUCCCAGGGUGCAAUGCCAACCCACCCUAGUAUAAACUUCUGGCUAACACACACACACACACACACACACACACACACACACACACACACGCACACGCGCACACGCACGCACACACGCGCACGCGCACGCGCACACGCACGCACACACACACACACACACACACACACAGAGUCCCAUCCAAAGGAUUUUAUGACCUACAGCCAAACAAACACCUUUUUUUUUAGAUCAACCAAUUCCAGCACUAUUGCCAAAAUCAGCUGAUAAAUCAGACCAUCCCAGGCCAUUUCCCAACCAAACAAGCAAAGUCAAAGACUGCCAAGAGACAGCCAGACAACCAACUCCCCCUUUCUGGCUUUCUCUUUUUGAGGGCUGUGAAUUAGAUCUGAUCAAUUGAUCUUCAGAGAGCUGCAGAAAUCACAUUAGUCUGGAGUCGGCCACUGCACUAAAACACGGUGUAAUUUGAUUGGCUGCUGUGACUGAUUGAAACCAGCCCCCUGCAUCGUGGCCUACUUUGGCCUCUGUGCCGGACAGGCCAGAGCUGAUAAAAACACACACACAUUUGUACUGCGCCGCUGACAGAUAUUGCACUUUCCUAACCUAAUUGGGGGGCUAAUGUGGAUGCAUGGCUCUUGUGAUGCAGACCACUCCUGUCCAACCAACCCUCCUCCUCCACCACCACCAUAUCUGUCCCUCCCUGUGUCACUGAGGCGCUGUCUGACAAGACUCACAGGAACUAAUGCACUUUUUGUUAGAGUACACACACUAAGACUAAGACACACACACACACUGCUUUAAUUAUGUACUUUGAUACUUAGAAAAGAAUGAUCUUUGCUUUUAUGCUCCAAAGGGGUAGCACAACUAUUGAGACAUGUUGUGUAUUCUGGUGUUUUCUAUCUUUAUCUACAUUUAGUGUGAUUUUGUUGCACUGGCAUUUUAUAAACCAUACACUUGCCUUUAUAUCUAUAAUGUAAUGGGCUCUUUAUUUUUACAUACCUAAUGUGUACAGAUAUAUUGACUGUGUGUGUACAGAUAUAUUGACUGUGUGUACAGAUAUAUUGACUGUGUGCAGAUAUAUUGACUGUGUGUACAGAUAUAUUGACUGUGUGUACAGAUAUAUUGACUGUGUGCAGAUAUAUUGUUUGUGCUGAUAUAUUGUGUAUCUAUUGUCUACAUACUGUACAUUCAGUAAUGUCUGUCAUCAGUGUAACUAUAAAAGAUAUAAUUUGGGUUAUAGGUUACUGCAAAGACAUGAUAUAUCUUGGUGAGUUGUUUUGGGGUAUUGGUGUGAAUGCAGAUACAGUAUAUAUUGGACUGAAUGUACAUUUUAUAUUAGAAUAGGAAUUUUCAUAUUUUGGUGUGAAUGUAGCAAUAUAUUUAAGUGUGAACAUAGAGAUAUAUUUUGGGCCUUUCUCUUUGGUUUUUGCUGCAGGGAAAGUGUUGAGAGUUUGAUCCACAAGCACUCAUACGCCCGGUCACCAAUACGCACCUACGCAGGAGAGGAGGAGACACUGGGGGAUGAAGUCCACGCCGCACACAGGGGUAAGAGAGUUUGUCACACACUGAUGAUGUCAUCACACACACAUUUCACAAGAUGUACAUCAUGCUAAUGAGCCAAAUGAGGGUCGUUCAGAGGUACUACUACCACAUUAUUUUACCAACAAUUUCAAACAACAGUCAUUCACAUAAAUGGAGCAAUAAAAUGCUGCUGAGUCAAUGUAGUGCAAAAUAUUUUAAUUUUUUAUUUAACCUUUAUUUAUCUAGUAAAGUCAGUUAAGAACAAAUUCUUAUUUACAGUGACGGCCUACCAAAAGGCCUACAUCAGUGACAGUAUUAUAGUAAGAGAUGUCUAACAGCGUCUCUCUCUCCAUCUCACUCUAAGGUUCUGCAUUCACCGCCUCUGACAACCUCUCCCUGAGCUCCUGGGUCACCGCCACCUCUGGUUUCUCAGGCUUCCAGCACCCCCAGUCCCUCUCUUCCAUGGGCUCCAGCAGCAACUCCCUGGCCACCCCCCUGCCCCACCCCAUCCAGGGCUCCCUGCCCCCCUACAGCCGGCUGGGCAUGCCCCUGACGCACUCGGCCCUUGCGGGCACCAUGCAGGGCAGCGGGCCCUCCUUCCCCUCCUUCCACAUGCCCCGCUACCACCACUACUUCCAGCAGGGCCCCUACGCUGCCAUCCAGGGACUGCGCCACUCCUCCACCGUCAUGACCCCCUUUGUAUGA